Setaria italica (foxtail millet) is the source of this 1065-nucleotide messenger RNA. Its product is annotated as high mobility group B protein 7. Lineage: Eukaryota; Viridiplantae; Streptophyta; Magnoliopsida; Poales; Poaceae. The record is from RefSeq and is a predicted model, not a curated record. The transcript has 7 exons. The coding region runs from base 113 to 772 and encodes 219 amino acids.
CUCUAUUAAUCUCCCUCCCUCCCAUGACCCAUGGAUCCAAUCGCAUUCACUUGGCGGCCAGGCCUCUCCUCUCUCCAUCUCCAACCAAGCACCUUCAGCAGAUCCCAAGUCCAUGGCGGGGGGCAACAAGUCCACCGGCAACGCCGCGCGCAGCAGGAAGCGCGUCGAGGCCACCAUCCUCAAGCGCUCCAGGGACGGCAGCGCGUUCACCAGAUGCGAGGCCUGCAACAAGGACGUCCCCGUCGUCCUCAUCGACAUGCACAGCUGCAGCCUCGACGCCAAGAUCAGGGAGACGCUCGAGGCGCAGGUGGUAGAGAGGACCGUCGAGGUCACCAAGCCCGCUGACCGCAAGAAGCCUGCCAAGGCCGGAGCCGCCAACAAGGACGGCAAGCGCAAGCGCACGCCCACCGCCUUCUUCCUCUUCAUGGACGACUUCAGGAAGGAGUUCAAGGCUGCCAAUCCUGACAACAAGAAUGUCGCCACUGUUGCAAAGGAAGGAGGGGAGAGGUGGAAGUCCAUGACCGACGAAGAGAAGAAGCCCUACCAUGACAAGGCUGCCGAGCUCAAGGCUCACGCUGAGAAUGGCGAGGGCAGUGGUGAGAACAAUGUGGCUGCCGAGAAACCCAAGGCAGAUGACACCGAGGGGGGCCAGGAGGUGGAUCAGCCGGCAAAGAGACUCCGCCGCAAGGUUGAUGAUGAGGAUGAGGCGUGCGACGAGGAAGAUGAGGAGGAGAAGAAUGUGUUGGACGACGACCUGGAUGAUGACAUGUAGAUGGAAGAGCCCAUUUCUUCUCUGUAAAUGGCAGAUGUGUGCGUCUUGCUAGCUUGUCACUUGUUUGGAGAGGAGGGGACUGGGAUUGUAGUCAGUAGCAUCAUUAGUGAAGAUGGCGUUUUCAUUUUGGUAGCUUGCAGUCGGUGAUUUGAUCCUGGGAGUUGAAGGGCGGUGGUAGCUAAUGGGGCUAAAUGAAUGAAUCAUGAUGCACUCUAUCUAGUGCUAAAAUCUCGACUAAAGACUGAGCAAAUGUGGCCAAGGCCAAUGCUUAAAUUCAGUUUCCAUUCAUGGCU